This is a messenger RNA of Botrytis sinoallii, 1101 nucleotides long. RefSeq lists its product as uncharacterized. Bases 1 to 1101 code for a protein of 366 amino acids. The record is from RefSeq and is a predicted model, not a curated record. The transcript has a single exon. Gene Ontology annotation, biological process: positive regulation of transcription from RNA polymerase II promoter by glucose. Gene Ontology annotation, molecular function: sequence-specific DNA binding. Lineage: Eukaryota; Fungi; Ascomycota; Leotiomycetes; Helotiales; Sclerotiniaceae. Gene Ontology annotation, cellular component: nucleus.
AUGGCUUCAAUAGCUUCAUCUGCUCGCAAGAUCCCAACAUCCUUUGGUCGAGACAGCUUAACUGCUGUAGCGGCUCGGAGUGUGCCUGUGACCAAUGGCCACCCUCUUCCUACUCCUCCGAACUCUAUUUCUCCCAACCUACCUCCGCAUGUUACCAAAUCUUUUGGUACUCGUUCGCCAUUGCCCCAACUCAACUUGGAGCAUGUUGAAUCCGACCUAGACUUACACGACGGAAGUGGAAAUGAAGGAACGUCGGAUAUCGGAUCGCCAGGAUUGGAUACCACUGGUGCCAUUACCCCUAGUUUAUUGGCUAAACACCACCUUCCUGAAAUUCUGUUGGAUCAUGGCCCCCUUGCUAUCCGGCACAUCAUGGGUUAUCUCACUACUUCAGUCCCCGGCUUUUCUGGAAUUCCUCCCGCGAAAGCUAGAAGACUUGUUGUGGGCGCUUUGGAGGGACGUGGUAAUGGCGGUGAGGCUGGCGGUGUAAAAGGAAAUGUGUUGUUCGAGAAAGUGGGUUGGGGCCGAUGGGACGCGAGACUAAAGGGACAUCCGGCAAGAAUGGGUCGAGCUUUUGGAAAUUCACCACCACCGAGUUUACCAGAUACCUAUCCGAUUGGGAUGCCAAUCGCCAACAACCAAGGGUGGUCAUUUACGCGAACACGUCUUAAUGAACCAGGGUCAAGUUGGGCGGGGGAUUCGGCAUUUUUCUCUCACGGAGAUGAUGUCUCGAUGCCUGAUGAGGCCGACAAAAUGUCUUUGGAUGGCGAUGAGUCGGGCUCUUCCUCAUCUGAGGUUGGAGACGACGUAAUGAUGGAGGACGACCCAAAUGAUGUAACAGACGAAGAGGACUGGGCGGCUGUUGGAGCCGCAGCAUUGCGAGCAGCUUCUUAUUCAGCAUCUGGACCCUUCACUUCUGGGCCACUUCCACAAGUUUUCAAUUCUCAUCUAUAUAGGGGAGGGCUGCGUUCUGUUGUUGGACAUUCCCUUCCAGCACCAGCACGAACUCACACCCCUAGCGGUUUCACAGCUUUGAACAUGGCUUCUGCAGAUUCUCAAGAGCGAGAAGCCAUUGAAGCACUUUUACGACUUGGUUCUGUAUAA